GUCCGUGCCCCGCCGCCCUCUCCGCGACCCCUCGCACCCAGGGCCUCCUACUUGUAGACUUGCAAGCCUGCUAUCAACAUGUUUGGCUUCCUCUCUACCACGUUGCUCGCUCUCGCUGGCAGUGCUGCCGCUCUUCCGGCACUCAAGGGCCGGGACGCGACCGAACUCUCCGCUUCCGCCCUCGCUAGCUACGCACCUUUUACCCAAUUCGCGAGGGCAGCGUACUGCGACUCGAGCAAGAUCAUACCAUGGAAUUGUGGCGAGGCUUGCGCUGCGAACGCUGACUUCGAGCCGUCGCUUACUGGUGGAGAUGGGAACGACGUCCAGCUGUACUUCGUCGGCUACUGGCCCGACCAGAAUGCCGUCGUGGUGGCACACGAGGGCACGGACCCAACGCAGUUCCUAUCAGACUUGACGGACGUCGACAUUCCCAUGGAGAACCUCAACAGUGACCUGUUCCCUGGGGUAUCUUCGGAUGUCCAGGUCCACAGCGGCUUCGCGAACGAGCACGCGAAGACAGCCACCAUAAUCCUAGAUGAGGUUAAGAAGCAAUUGUCCUCGUCAGGUGCUUCAACCGUCAUUGCCGUCGGCCACUCUCUGGGAGGCGCCCUCUCUGAGCUCGACGCCUUGUUCUUUACGCUCAACCUGCCUUCGAGCGUCCACGUUAAGGCUGUCACCUAUGGCACACCUCGUGUCGGAAACCCUGCAUGGGCCACCCUCUUCGAUUCCAAAGUCUCUGACUUUGUCCGGAUCGACAACGAGAAGGAUCCUGUUCCUAUCGUCCCCGGUCGCUUCCUUGGCUUCCAACAUCCACAUGGCGAGAUUCACAUCGUCAGCCCCGGCGAGGCCUAUUCAUGCCCCGGAGAUGACGAUGCUACGGAUCCUCAGUGCACUAUUUCCCAGGUUCCGAACAUUGCAGAAAGCAAUAUCCUUGAUCAUCUUGGUCCUUACGAGGGCAUCUACAUCGGCACGCUUUUCUGCACAUGAAAAUACACACCGCUCGACGAGAAGGUGUAUCACAUGUUGUACUGUUCAGAUGAA
Messenger RNA from Dichomitus squalens LYAD-421 SS1, 1041 nucleotides. RefSeq names its product alpha/beta-hydrolase. The coding region runs from base 79 to 987 and encodes 302 amino acids. Gene Ontology annotation, biological process: lipid metabolic process. The record is from RefSeq and is a predicted model, not a curated record. Lineage: Eukaryota; Fungi; Basidiomycota; Agaricomycetes; Polyporales; Polyporaceae. The transcript is spliced from 5 exons.